This is a messenger RNA of Dinoponera quadriceps, 1161 nucleotides long. RefSeq names its product presqualene diphosphate phosphatase-like. Gene Ontology annotation, molecular function: sphingosine-1-phosphate phosphatase activity. The record is from RefSeq and is a predicted model, not a curated record. NCBI's taxonomy places the organism in Eukaryota, Metazoa, Arthropoda, Insecta, Hymenoptera, Formicidae. The coding region runs from base 286 to 924 and encodes 212 amino acids. The transcript is spliced from 4 exons.
AUGAAGUUUCUUCAUCGAAAAUGAAGUGAGAAAAAAAUUUCAAUAAAAAAAAUGAUAAACGCGUCUAAAAUCAUAGAUGAUACAGUAUGUUGAUGAUAAUGCAGUUGUUUAAUGAGACACUUUGGUGGAAAUAUACGUCUGAUAAAUCAUACUGUGCUGCUUGGAGUUCGAACCCCGUAUGACGGUUAUCAAUGCUUAUCGGUGUAAAGAUAAUGCCAUUUAUUGACACUAAAAAACUUUGAGACGUUUCUCUGCCAAUUACGCAAUUAACCAAAGGAAAGCAACAUGGAAACGCAAAAGAAAAGGGAAGUACCAUCAUUGCUGAGAAAGAUCUUAGCAAUUGACGCUUAUCUAUCCGAUGCUUUCGUUAAGCGGGUGGAGCACCUUUUACCUCUGAAACAACUAAAAGUGCAUUACACAACCCUGGAGAUAUCAUGUCAUGGCUUAUUAUGGCUCCCAACUACUCUCAUGUUCAUCUGGCUUUUGGCCAACAAAAAUUACUAUCAAUUACAAGUAAACCUACUGAUAGGAUUGGUACUCGACAUCAUUGUGGUCGCAGUGGUGAAGGCGAUAGCGAGAAGAAGACGGCCCUGCAUUAACGACGACCCUUUCUCCCUGGGUCCCGAUAAAUAUUCAUUUCCUUCCGGGCAUGCGUCGCGUGCGACAUUUAUCGUGUAUACUUUCAUUUAUUUGUGGCCCAUAUCUAUGAUAUGUGUACCACCUCUGUUAGCAUGGUCCUUUUCGAUAUACAUGUCCAGAAUUCUGAUGAGGAGACAUCAUAUACUCGACGUCCUGGCGGGUAUAGGUAUCGGUAUCCUUGAAGGCUUGUUAAUAGGAUACAUGUAUUUAGAGCAAGAGACUUGCGUCAACUUGAUCUCGUGGGUCACUGACGAAAGAAUGUCCGGGCCAGAGUACGAUGUUUGAGUAGACCUAUCUCUUGUAGCAUUUAUGUUUUUUCUGUUUAUUAUUAUUGUUAAUAUUUUACCAUUAUAUUUGCGUGUAUCAUGUUAUGUGAUACAUAUACAUAUGUGUGUAUGCUCAAUUUCUAUUUAAAGGCCUGAUGAAGUUGAGAAAACGGUGAUAAUGUAAUAGAAAACGAUCGUAAGGGGUGUUAUUUUGUGAAUUCGCUGAAUAUUAUAAAAUAAACGAACAGUUUUUGGA